This is a messenger RNA of Dreissena polymorpha, 1228 nucleotides long. RefSeq names its product retinal-specific phospholipid-transporting ATPase ABCA4-like. Lineage: Eukaryota; Metazoa; Mollusca; Bivalvia; Myida; Dreissenidae. The coding region runs from base 11 to 1117 and encodes 368 amino acids. The transcript is spliced from 9 exons. The record is from RefSeq and is a predicted model, not a curated record.
CUUCCCAGCCAUGGGUGCGUGGGGACAGUUCUGGUCCCUUGUGUGGAAGAAUUACGUCAUCAGGAAGCGACAUCCGAGUUUCGUGGUUUUAGAAGUCGUAUGGCCAGUGUUGAUGUUUGUAGCUUUAGCGCUGUUCCGGCUCGGGUUCCCGCCUGACCAUAGGGAAACAUGUCAGUUCCAAGAACGCGCACUGCCGAGCGCGGGAAUGAUCCCCUUUCUGCAGACGUCAAUAUGCCAGUUGCAGAACAACUGCUCAAACCAGGCCUGGAAAGAAGAAAGAGAGACGGCACAGGCCAAUUUCCAGCAACUAAUAGGUGGAGUGACACCAAUUUUGGAGAAGGAAUCCACUGUUCAGGCUUUCAAAGCAUUACCAAAGAUGAACAAAGUCCUGAAGGCAUUGCAGAACUUUUCCAAGGAAACCAGUUUAGAUGAGAUUGAUGAAGCACUGAAGUUAAAGAACAUGUUCAAAGACCCAGCAAGGGUGAUCGACAUCAUAGCCAACAAGUAUGGUAUAUUAUCACCCAAGAUGGCAGAAUAUCUUCUGGAGUCUACUCUCAAUCCAGUGGCGAUCAUGGAAAUGCUGGGCAGUCUAGACAUGAAGAAGGUGGUGUGCGAUCCGGCAGAGCUUACAAAGUACCUGUUGCUCAGCCCGAAGGUUAACAAAUACUCUCUGUCAGAUCAGCUGUGUCGUAUAAAUGAUGCCCUCAUCUCCAACAUUACCAACGAGCUUGUGAGGCAGCUCGAUGUGGCCAAGGUUAUUAAACUGGGUCAAGAUCUUAUGAAGGCGACGGGAUCACUUGAUGUAGCCAUGCUGCUUGGUGACAUCGCAAACUUAGUGGAGCGUUUCUUAGAUGAUUCGAGCAUUCUAAGCAUGUUCAUGCAAUCACAGGCCAUACCGGACCUCAGUGCGUUGCCCCUUGCAUUGCAUUCCGUGUCCAAACUACUGCCUUUACUAAUGAACAUCCAAGGAAAUGAGCUAGAAAGUGUCCGAAAGAUGAUUGAUGUUGUGUCCCCCCCUUCUGGAUCUCAUUCUACCCGACAAAACCAUGGCAGCAGAACUCCAGAAGUUAAUGAAAGGAUUAACAGAUAUUCUCAAUACAGAUGGUAUCCAAGAUAGCAACCCUCUAGAUGUGUUAAAAGACUUGAUCCCAGCCCUGCUAAACAGCAGCAAACUCCUUAGCAACCUCACAGACUCCAUCAACAUGCCACUCCUCCAGGAUAUAUUCAG